Molecule: messenger RNA, 1259 nt
Organism: Onthophagus taurus
Lineage: Eukaryota; Metazoa; Arthropoda; Insecta; Coleoptera; Scarabaeidae
Source: RefSeq, a predicted model, not a curated record
UUAUUUCAGUAGAAGUUCUACUUCGAACGUUGCAACUAAAUCAUAAUGAUGACCAAGGUAGCUGUUAUCGCUCUUCUCUGCAUUGCAGGGUUAGAUGGAUAUGCUAUCCAACGUCCAGGGAUUGUUGGAAUUCCACCAGUCUUGGAAGUCCCAGAAAAUAACAUUGUCCCCGGGGACUUUGUCAAACCAUGGAUUCCGGAAGUUGGGCAAUUAAUUCCAGAAGUUAAACCAUUGCCGAUUGUGCCAGAUGUGGAAGAUGACGCUCCAUGCGUUAACACCAAACCUGGAGAUUUGACCAAACCAGCUAUUCCAGAAAUUGAUAACAUCGUUGUUAAACCUCUUCCUCUUCCAAUCCAACCCGAAGUUGAAGACCUCUUCGUUCCUGGAGAUUUAACCAAACCAGCUGUUCCAGAAAUCGAUAACAUCGUUGUUAAACCUCUUCCUCUUCCAAUCCAACCAGAAGUUGAAGAUCUCUUCGUUCCUGGAGAUUUAACUAAACCAGCUGUUCCAGAAAUCGAUAACAUCGUUGUUAAGCCUCUUCCUCUUCCAAUCCAACCUGAAGUUGAAGACCUCUUUGUACCUGGAGAUUUAACCAAACCAGCUAUUCCACAAAUCGAUGAUAUUGUUGUUAAGCCUCUUCCUCUUCCAAUCCAACCCGAAGUUGAAGAUCUCUUCGUUCCUGGAGACUUGACCAAACCAGCUAUUCCAGAAAUUGAUAACAUCGUUGUUAAACCUCUUCCUCUUCCAAUCCAACCAGAAGUUGAAGAUCUCUUCGUUCCUGGAGAUUUAACCAAACCAGCUGUUCCAGAAAUCGAUAACAUCGUUGUUAAACCUCUUCCUCUUCCAAUCCAACCCGAAGUUGAAGACCUCUUCGUUCCUGGAGACUUGACUAAACCGUCUAUUCCAGAAAUCGAUAACAUCGUUGUGAAACCUCUUCCUCUUCCAAUCCAACCCGAAGUUGAAGACCUCUUCGUUCCUGGAGAUUUAACCAAACCAGCUAUUCCACAAAUCGAUGAUAUUGUUGUUAAACCUCUUCCUCUUCCAAUCCAACCUGAAGUUGAAGAAGACUCUGAACCAUGCAAUCCAUCAAUCCAAAUCAUUCCGGAAACUAAACCUCUACCAAAACCAGAAUACCCAGAAGGUUACGAUGCAAACAACAUCAUCUUUUAAGUUUGAUAAAACAGUAUUGUUUGAGAUAAUUUUAAGAUAAUGCGUAGAGAAUAGUUUCUGAGUACAUAAAUAAACGUUGCAAACUAAAA